AUGCCCGAUCACGACGAUGUCGCCGACACGGCAUCAACAACGUCUUCAUCGUCCUACGAUGACAACCGGAUCAAGGUCGUUUGCCGAGUGAGGCCGCCGGUGUCUCGCGAGACCCAUGGCGCGCGGACUCUCGCUCACCGCUGCGUUGCCGUCAGAGAAGACAAGCGCACGGUCACGCUCAACAGCAAGCCUCAGGAGAAGAACUUCACGUUCGACUACGCGGCAGGCGAGGACUCUACGCAAGAGGAGCUAUUUUCGGAGGUUGGUAAGCCCGUCACGGAGGCGUGUCUGGAAGGAUACAAUGGGACCAUCUUCUGCUACGGGCAGACGCUGCCCGCCGAAACCGAACUCGAGCCGCACGACGCUCUUCUUCCUUCAACCGUUGUGUUUGACGGCGUGCAGACGGGGUCCGGUAAAACCUUCACGACGUUCGGACCCGGGGCGGUAAUGGAGAACCAUCUCACCCCCAGCGACCCCAAGUCGUAUGCCCUCCGGGGGCUUGUGCCUCGCGUACUCGAGUACCUGUACGCCAACAUCGCGCGUCAGGUUGACAACGGAGGAGGCAAGGUGAGCUACUCGUGCAAGUGCUCCUUCUUCGAGAUCUUCAACGAGAAAGUCUUCGACCUCGUGGAUGAGAGCAACAGGGACAAUCCCCUGGGGCUCACUGUGCGGGAGGACACACGGAAAGGGGUCUAUGUCGAGGGGCUCAUGGAAGAGGAUGUGAGUUGGGUUACUGCUGUAGUUGCCAUCAUGGGGGUCACAAUCACGAAAAAGGUGGCAGGGAAUGAAUCAGUGACAGAAAGCGUUGUGGACGGCGUCGAGUCGGCAUGCGAGGUUCUCCACAGGGGCUUCCGAAACCGGCAUGUCGGGGAGACCGCCAUGAACCGCGAGUCGUCGCGGUCCCACGCCGUGUUCACCCUGGUGAUUCAGGCCACGGAGGUAGUGGAGGAGGAAGGACUGACUCGCUCGAGAAUUGCUCGGUUCAACCUCGUCGACCUUGCUGGCUCCGAACGGCAGAAGGACACCCAGGCAAGCGGAGAGCGACUCAAAGAGGCGUCGAACAUCAACAAGUCCCUGUCCACCCUAGGCCAGGUGAUUAACGCCCUCGUUGAAAAGUCUGCGGGCCGAUUCCGCCAUGUACACUACCGCGACUCCAAGCUCACUUUUCUGCUGCGAGACUCCCUGGGUGGCAACUCGAAGACCAUGCUCGUGGCCGCCCUGUCCCCCGCCGACCAGAACUUCGGGGAGACCCUGUCCACGCUCAAGUUCGCCCAAAGGGCCAAGAUGAUCAAAAACCAGGCGGUCAAGAACGAGGACACUUCGGGCAGCUUCGACGCCCUCAGGAGGGAGGUGACGACCCUUCGCCAGAAACUCGCUGCCGCGCAGCAGCCCGGGAGCGGCGGCGGUAUUCCCCGAGCCAUCGCCGCCGGCGGAGAUUUCUUGGAAUUUUCUGGCGGUGGGGAAGGUGGCAUCGCGGGGGCGGCGACCGGCGGUGUGGAUGCCGGUGCCUCGGAAGAGCUGUUGGUGAACGCACUGCGGAGGGCGAGGGCCGCGGAGAAGGCACAGGCAGGCGCGAGCAGGAGGGUGGAGUCUCUCCUGGCCGCCGUGGAGAAGGGGGAGAAGGACGCGUUGCAGCUGAAGAUGAUCAUCAAGUUCCGCGACGGGACCAUUGCCGCGCAGAGGAAGAAGGACUCGGACCAGGAGCGGGCCGCCAUGGCCGACGAGAACGCGCAUCUUCUUAAGCAGCUCGAGGGAGGGGUCAACGAGUCUGCCGAGGUGAGCAAGUGGCGGCUGCAAUGCAAGGAGGCCGAAGCUAGGCUGGCAGAACUCACGGGUGACAACAGCGGCGACGUCAAGAGACUCGUAUGGGGAGUAGGCGACGAGGAAAGGUUCCGUGGCGAGCUGGACGAGAAGGUGCUGAGCCUUGUGGAGGAGAAGCGUCAGCUCACCGACGCCGCUGAUGAAUUCGAAGAACGACUCCGCCACGAGUCGAGGAAGGCAGAGAAGCGACGGAUGUCGGCGGCUAACCGUGCGGAAUUGGAGGCCAAGAAGAUCGUAGAGAACGCGCUGCUGAGCAAGCUUCAGGAGGCUCAGCGCCAAGCGGAGGAGACACAGGCCGCCCUUGCCGUGUCCGAAGAGCGCGUGGCUGGUCUAGAAACGGAGAGGGCUCGCCAGGGAGCGGCGGUCUCCGCGCUGACCAAGCAGCUUCAAGACGCCAACAGACGUGAGGCGGAGGCGGUGCAGGACCGGGAUGUGCGUCUGGCGGACCUGCAGUCGAAGAUCGGAGAGCUUUCUGAGGCGAAAGAAAGGGCUGUCACGGACGGGGGGAGCGAGCUUGCCUCGCUGGAAGUCAAGAUCGUCGGCUUCAUCAAAGACAACUCGGAGUUGCUGCGCGCCAACAAGGCCCUGGAAGAAGAGGCCGACGCGCUUGAUCUUAGCUUGGAGCAGCUGGAAGCGGAGAAGAAGGGCCUCGAGGAGAAGGCUGCUGCCGAAAGGGCCGAGGCGAAAUCGGCCAUCAAGAGCCUAGAGGAGCGCAUGCAGCAGCAGCAGGAGGCCCAAGAGCGGGAGUUGGAGGACCAGCAGGCCGAGAAGAGGUCGGUGGUGGAAGAUUUGGAAGAUGUGACGGAACGCCUGAGGUCCGCAAAGGAGGCUCACGGCAAGGAGGUUGACGAGCACCAGCGGCGCAGCAAUGACCUUCAGGAACGCCUCGUGGAAACCCGCGCGCUGAAGGGGCAGUUGGAGGGCCGGCUGAAGCAAGUGCAAGACGACUACGACACUCUCUCGGAGCAGGCGCACUUCACCCAAAGCCGCGCUCAAGACCUCGAGUCCAGUCUGGAGCGGGCUGCCGAAGACCUACGCCGCGCCGUCGCCGCCGGCACCGCUCGUGCUUGCAUCGUUCAGGGCCAGCUCCGCGAGACCGAGGCCCGUCUGUGCCUUGCUGAGGAGGGUCUAGCUGACGCCGAGCUACGCGCAGAGGGUGAGGAGUUCUUCAAGCUGGCACAGGAGGCGAUUUCGAAGCAGGCGGGCGAAGUGUGCGCCGAGCGGGAGAAGCGUAUCGAGAGUCUGCUGGAGGAGUUGGAGACGUCUCGGGGGUACGCGGAUGGGCUCCGAGCGCUGCUUUCAGGGGCUGAGCAUGAGGAACGGCGUGGGUUGCCCGAAGGGAUUGGUGCCAUGGUCGGUAAAGUGGAAACGGAGUCUCGCGAGGCGAUGGUCGGGGGUGCGGUGAUGUGCCGUGAGAUGAUGGAAGAGUAUGAGGCCGUGGUGGACCGAGUGUGUGGUCUCGAGCAGACGUUGGACGAGUUUGUUAUGGAUGAGGACAGGCUGGUCGAGGAAGUCUGCGGCCUGCAGCGCCGAAUCGAGGAGCUGGAGGAGAACGAGGCCGCCAUCACGGGCGACCUCACAAGCACAUCGGCCCAACUCGGCGUCGCAAAGGCCGACCUCACGAGCGCUGCGGAGCAGCAGGUGGCCGCUUGCAACGCUCUGACGGACAAGGAAAAGGCCAACUCGAAUCUAAGGGAGGCACUCGCCGUUGCCGAGUCUACGGCUACCGAGCUCCAGGCUGCCAAGGACGACCUUCAUGCCGAGGUCGAGAAGAUCAAGGGCGAGGCCCAAGAGUUGGGCGUCAAGCUCGAGGAGAUGCGAGACUCGUGCUUCGACUACCAGGCGCGUGCGAUGAAGGCUGAAAAGUCCCUCGAGGGUCUGACGGCGGAGUUGACUGAGGUAGAGGAGGAAAAGGCGGCGUGCUUGUCUCGUGAAGAGGCCCUCAUCGCCGCUGUAGCCGCAACCAAGAAGAUGGCCGUCGCGAACGAGGAGCUUGUGAGGGCAAAGGAGGUGGAGCUUGAAGCGGUCGAGGGAGACCUGGCCGCGAGGAACGAGGAGCUUGCUGCCCUACAGGAGGAAUUCGCGGAGGUGAAGCUGGAGGUGACUACCACGGACGAGAGGCUCGAGGAAACUAACAAGAGGCUGAAAGAGGAGACGGACAGGGUGAAGAACUUGGAGGAACAAAUUACCGUCGGCAGGGGGACCAUUCAGGGGCUCGAGGAAAAGGUGGAAGAGCUUGAGGAGCAGGUGAAGGACAACGAGAAAGACCUCGCCGCUGCAAAGAAGGAUCUCGGAGAGCAAAAGAAGGAGCUGGCCUCUGCCGCGAGCAAGCUUGCAGCUUCUGAGACGAAGGCCGGUGCGGCGGAGGAGGCCUUAGCCACCGCGGAGGCUAGGGCCAAGGAGGGUAGGGAGACUGAGGCCGAGCUGAGGGAGGCUAUCGCAGAGGCCGAGGUUGCGAGCAAGCGGGGCAUCGAAGCAGCGAGGGAGGAGCUCGGCGAGAUGAAACAGCGGCUCAGCGCUGAGGUAGCGAGAGCGGAAGCUUCCGAAGCCCGUGCAGAGCAGGCCGACGCUCUCAAGGCCGAGGUUGAGGAAAUGGUGGCGAGCCUGGGCCGAGAGUUGGUUCAGCUGCGGGAGGAGUGUCGCCGUGCCGCUGACAGAUUGGAGGAGUCGGAGGCCGUACAGAAGGUUCACGCUGGCCGCGUGAUUGAUCUCAAGAAAGAGGUGCAGCGCCUGCAAGGCUCCACGAUGUCAGAGGAGGAACGGCGAACCCUUGUGUCCGACGUGGAAUCGGCUCGGCUCAACAUCGCCGAGACUGAGCGUAUGCUGCAGGUGGCCACGACUCGCAACGCCUGUCUGGAGGAGGAGAUACGGGCGAUGAGAGGAGAGACCGAAGGCUACACGGCUAAGGUGAUGGAGCUGAAGGACGUCAACGCGUCCCUGGUGGGCCACAAGAAUUCUCGUCAGAAGAUCCAGCAGGUACAAAAGCUCAAGGACGAGAACAAUCUCCUCUCGCGGAAGGUGAAGGAGCUCGACGACCGCCUCUUCAGCAUCAAGCGCUCGGGCUGCGGCCCCGGAUGCGGGCGAAACGCCUCCGGCAGCUCAACCACAACCACAAGAGUUUCUUCCCCCAGCGCUGGUGCUGGUGCCAGGGAAGGCGAAGCAUCGACAUCGGCCAAUUUCUCUUGGGCCGGGUCUCAGCAAUCAGUGUCCCCGACCCUCAAGUCGCGUGGUGGUGGCGAUACGGGAGGGGGUGGGGACAAGGUCGGCUCGGCCGGCAAGACCUACAACCUAAGGCGCAGGCCCAAGGUAGCAGAGGCUGCGUCGAACGCGGGGGCGGGCGGGGUAAGCACGAGGGGUAGGAGGAUGGAGCUAAGGGAUAUGACCAACGCCAACUAGAAUAGUCGAUGCUGAGCUGCGUGGGAUCGGAUUGGCCUGUCUGUGUAAUAGCGGAACAUUGAAGUUGGCCCAGGAAGAGGGUGUAGAAAUUUGACGUUGCGUGCAUUCAUCGUGCUAUCUCCCUGAUGGACCAACGCUUGGUUUGAAGUUGGGUUAGGUGUUUUUGUUUUUUGGGAUGGCAGAAGGGCAACUCGACUGGAUCACACAAGAGAUGAGAGGGCAGUACUCCUUGCUUGUAAGGAAGAAAGUUCCUAUCUCUGUCGUUUUUCACAUUUCACACGGAGGGGAGAGGGGGACGGGGGGGGGGACAACCGUAGAUACGUGGGACCAAGUCUGCCGGGUUUUUAUGUUUCCACUCCGCUGCAUACAGCGUCGGCAUGCCUGUACACGCACCAGACACCAAACACCUAAUGCCGGUAUGAGUACGGGUGGAGUGGCGAGAACGACCUGGGUCCUUGCCAAUAAACGCUUUCCAAGCACCCAGCUAUAAUACCACUGUGUGGUGUUUGGAGUAGUACACUUGGUUAUUGCCGUGGGUUCCAGGCAUACAUACUGUAGGGCCUAUACUCCGAAUCGUAGUUUCGCGCUUUUUCUCUACCUCCAGUCCAUUGUCCCGUACGACAGGCUACCAGUACAUGAAAGUGUCUGUGCGUGUGUGCAGGGACUUCGCCGAGGGACAUUGAGUGCCAUGCCGUUCCAUGCCAUGCCAGGACGGGAAUUGAAGAACGGAAAAAAAGUGAUUGAUACAGAGGUCGCCGUAGUUGUCGUGGAAAAGUUGUGAAGGAUGAAGGAUGGACUGUGGCUGAAGAGGCCGAAACUUGGUUUGAAUUGCUGCGCGAUUUGUGCUGUGAAAUACUGGCACGCACAAAGGAUACUACUGCUGUAGUUCCGAUCCAGCAACAAGUAGCUAGCGUGUUAGUCGCGGGAGAUUUUUAGUAGUUCGCGCGGGGUGUUUGGUCGCUUCGUACAUACGUCCUUGCUCGGCACGGGCCAUGGCUACAG
Messenger RNA from Ectocarpus sp. CCAP 1310/34, 6219 nucleotides. NCBI's taxonomy places the organism in Eukaryota, Phaeophyceae, Ectocarpales, Ectocarpaceae. The record is from the annotation of a GenBank genome assembly.